GUGGGAUCGAUAAUUUGGAGAUAGCGCGGCGUUUUUGGAGGGAAUUUGGAUUUGAUGGAGGGGCAAGUGUUUGGAUGUGGAUAUUUGGGGAUUGAGUGCGUUAUGAGCGAAUUUAUAUGCGUGUUAGGAUUUCGAUAGUGUAUAUGAGUCGAGUGUUGAGAUUUGGUUCUAGGUAUACAGUGAAAAUAAUAUUUUCCCGGUUCAUGCAUCGAUGUUAAGUGUCGGUUUGGGGGCAGGCAGAAAAUCGGCGCUUGCGUAAUGCGUUGUGUUUCACAGCAAUUCGGGUCGUUGCCAUGUUAGUUGGUCCAAAACAUGUAGAAAAAUGAACGCAUGCUAGUACAGUGAUAGUAUAGUGAAAAAUUGACGGAAAAGCGCCAGAACAAGUGUACGAGUGCGGUGUAUGAUUAAAAAUUCGUUAUUUAAUGGACAAAGAGGCGAGCAUCGAAGCGAUAGCUGUAUAACGGGACGGAUGAACGCAUGCUCCAUACCAGUACAAUCCAAGUGAUGAUUUUGUAUAGCGUCGAAUAAAAUUAAGAAUUUUAUUUGACGUGUGGUGUGGAUUUCAGAUGUAUAUAUGAUGUUACCGAGCCGUAUUUCAGAGAUAUGCUUUUAGAAUGCUCGAAAUAGUGAAGUGAAUUUGUUAUUUGUGCAUACAACAAACUCAGUUGCAAUGAGCCGCAUCAUUUAUCAUGUAGAACCAACGUGUUCCAUAAUAUAGUGGUUCAUUAGAAAAAUACGAGGAAAUUAACUGCAUGUAGGAUUCAAUUUAUAGUUGUAUAAAUUUAUUUCUUUUAUAAAAUGUACGCAAAAGGAAAGGGAUCAACGGUGCCGUCAGAUGCACAAGCUAGAGAAAAGUUGGCGUUAUACGUUUACGAAUAUUUACUCCACGUAGGGGCACAGAAAGCCGCACAAACUUUCCUAUCUGAGAUUCGAUGGGAGAAAAACAUAACGUUAGGAGAGCCUCCAGGAUUUUUACAUUCUUGGUGGUGCGUAUUUUGGGAUUUAUACUGUGCAGCUCCCGAAAGAAGGGAUACAUGCGAACAUUCAUCAGAAGCGAAAGCUUUUCACGAUUAUGGUUUUGUAAAUUCUGGAUAUGGAGUAAAUGGAAUUGCGCACAACUCUGGCCCCGCACCAAGUCCCUUGGGGCAAAUGCCACCGGCAGAUGGCAUGCCGGGUGGCCCUAUACCCCCAGGAUUCUUUCCUAACUCAACAUUACGUCCCUCGCCCCCGACCCACCCCUCGAGUCAGCCGUCGCCCCAUUCUCAGCCGCCGCCCCCUCACAGUCAAAUAAUGACGUGUCAGCCGAUUAUGGCGCCCAGGUACCCCGCUGGCCCCAGGCCGGGCGUGCGAAUGCCCCAGAUGGGAAGCGACUUUAACGGACCUCCCGGUCAGCCCCUGAUGCCGAAUAACAUGGAUCCCACAAGACAAGGUGAAGGCGGAGAGUUUGUAGGUUGGCAAGGUCCACCGGCAGCUAGAAUGAACCCCCCUAGAGGACCGUCGAUGGGACCUAUCGGCCCUGGAUCAUAUGGACCCGGACUAAGGGGGCCUCCGCCCAACAGCAGUUUGGGCCCUGGAGGCCCCAUGCCCCCAAUGUCGAUGACAGGGCCUGGCGGCAGACCCCAAUGGCAACCCAACACUUCUGCACCUAUGAAUUAUUCUUCGUCGUCGCCUGGGACGUACGGUGGGCCCCCAGGAUCGGGGGGCCAGCCAGGACCGGGAACCCCGAUAAUGCCCAGCCCGCAGGAUUCCAGUAAUUCGGGCGGCGAGAAUAUGUACACGUUAAUGAAACCGGCCGUGGGCGGCAACAUGCCGGGAGAUUUCCAGAUGGGCGGAGGCCCGGAGGCGGGGCAGAUGGGCCCGAUGAACCCGAACUCCAUGGGCCCAGUGCUGAACGGAGACGGGAUGGACGGUAUGAAAAAUUCGCCGGCCAACGGGGGACCUGGGACGCCUAGAGAAGACAGCGGCAGCGGCAUGGGCGAUUACAACCUCGGCAACUUUGGCGGACCCGGAGAAAAUGACCAAACGGAAUCGGCUGCUAUUUUGAAAAUAAAAGAGAGCAUGCAAGAAGAGGCCAAGAGGUUUGAGAAAGACUCUGACCACCCUGAGUAUUUUAUGCAAUAAAUCCGAUAGCCUCGCCUCGGCCUCGGCCUCUUGGGCUGGUGGACGCCGCCUCUAAAUCCUUCCUAACCCCCCUCUACUAACCCCGGGCGGUGGUGUUGCUCAGUGCUCAGCUCUUCCUAACGUCGGUCAAUGAGUGUUCUCUUCUGUUUGCAGAUAUUCCUGUGAGAGGGUGAGCUGAACAUGAGACGAGCGCCGAGCCCAUGGGAUGACAAAUGCAUUGCAAGUUCCUGACUACUCCUACACACUACACAAUCAAUCAAUCACACACACACAAACACACAUGUACAUGUACACUAUCACACUAUCGACACAUCACUAUCUUCUUCACUUCAGUUCACUUCAGUUCAGUUCAGUUCAGUUCUUGACUGUCACCGUAACGACCGAAUCUCGGCUCAGAGCCCCUUAAAUCAAUUUCCCUCCCUUAUUUGGCACGGCAGCUAGGCAGAUAGGCAGAGGUGAGAGUCAAGAAUCAUCGUCCAUCAAAAUUCCAAUCUCACAAUCAAACAAACACGAUCCAUAUCCAUCACUAAGUCCACCAGCCUGGGCCAGGUUGGAUGUAUACACGGCGUUCUGUGUUGUUUCUCAUCUACAUACAUACUACUGACUCAUCCACUUCUCCACAUUUAGUUCAAAAAAACCGAAAAUCGCCGAAAAUUCAUCUCGAUUCGCUUGUAACUAAAUUUACCGAGUGAACAAAGUUGUUUUGUAUGUAUUUUAUAACGUAGCGGCUGUACGAGAGAGAAAGCGCGCGAAUCACCUAAAUUUUCGGCGAUUUCAACGUUGAAGUGACUGGGUCUCUAGCAAGUGUCUACAUUCCUCCGAAGGGCUAGGUUAGAGAAAGACCAUGCAACAGAUUGCCCACUACUCGACAUCACACAUUACAAUGUCAUUUUAUAAAUUUUUACAGUUCAAUCUUUCUUUAACCUAACUCAGCCUGAUUAAAACAUUAUUAAAUCUCUUUAUGUGCAAAAAAAGGAGCUAGCUCCCAUGUAAUUAAUUACUCUCUAAUAAAUUAUGUUCUCUAUCUCUGUACCUUUCCCCUCAAAUUUUUUAUUUCACAUUUACUUAACGAUUAUAUAUUCUUUUAUGAUCUUGGACCGUCGUUAGAAUAAGCAAAACGAUUUUAUUUAUAAAUUUUGUUCUUAAAAAAAUAUAUACUUAAAAGAAUUAUUAGAUUGUUCUUUUUAUGGAUGUGUGUAUGAAUGUAUGCUGACUGAAUUGUGAUAAUGAAAUUAUUGUGAAGAUGUAAGGAUUCAUUUAAUAUUGUUUUCUUUUUUCUAUGGAU
This is a messenger RNA of Brassicogethes aeneus, 3406 nucleotides long. The record is from the annotation of a GenBank genome assembly. NCBI's taxonomy places the organism in Eukaryota, Metazoa, Arthropoda, Insecta, Coleoptera, Nitidulidae.